Pocillopora damicornis (cauliflower coral) is the source of this 3444-nucleotide messenger RNA. RefSeq names its product ceramide kinase. Gene Ontology annotation, biological process: ceramide metabolic process; phosphorylation. Gene Ontology annotation, molecular function: ceramide kinase activity. The record is from RefSeq and is a predicted model, not a curated record. NCBI's taxonomy places the organism in Eukaryota, Metazoa, Cnidaria, Anthozoa, Scleractinia, Pocilloporidae.
GCCAUGUUUGUAAUCUACGAGUACAAGCUGUGUAAACAUCUGGCCGGGCCGCGGGCUUUUCCAACAGUUUCCAGGCACAAAAGGAAUUGUAACACCUGAGUUAUUUAAGUGGAAAUGCCUCAUGUUCUCUCAGCGAAGAAAUGAACGAAAUAAGCGAGUCUGAACGCGGAUUGAAGGCCGUUUUUAAGGUACAAGGGAAGCUGUAUGAUGUCUAUCUUGAUGAAAAUGAAAUCGUGUGGACCUUACAAGGCGAGUUGAGUUCAGCCUCCAGCACACGCAAUUACAACCUUUCCACAAGAUCUGUGAAACUGUUAGAUAUCAUUGGUGCAUGGAUAGCAAAACGACGCAUACCCAGGAAUGAAAGCAAGGAUGGUGAACUUGUUGGAUUUACUAUUUUUACCUUCCAAAAAGCUGGAAACAGGAAGCUGUGUGAAGCAAGGAUAACAUUUGAGAGUGAGGACCAAAAUGUCUGUGACAUGUGGGUUGUUAAGAUUAACGACACUUUAAAGAGUAUUCCUAGCAGACCUCGUAAGCUGAAAGUAGUAAUAAAUCCUAGAAGUAAAAAAGGUGAAGCAAGGCUUGUGUACUUAAAAAAGGUUGCACCUUUAUUUGAGAAGGCUGGCAUCAGGGCAGAUCUCAUGAUGACACAGUGGGCAGGACAUGCUUGGGAGUUCUUCCAAACUGCAGAGCUUUCCACAUAUGAUGGGGUUGUUUGUGUUGGAGGAGAUGGUAUUGUGCAUGAAGUUGUUAAUGGACUAUUAGAGAAGUCACAUGGAAAUGUUGGAAUUGAUCUGGUUGAUGGAACCUUACCUGAGAAGUUCAGUGCUCUGCCACUCAGCAUGCGAAUUGGAAUCAUUCCUGCAGGUUCAACAGAGGUGGUGGUUUAUUCAGCACAGGGAUCUAAUGAUCCUGUCACAUCUGCUAUACAUAUAAUUUUAGGUCACACAAUAUCACUGGAUAUAUGUUCUCUGUGGAGUGACAACAAACACAUCAGGUUCACAUUUUCACUGGCUUAUGGCUUCCUCGGAGAUGUGUUGAAAACUAGUGAGCAACAUCGAUGGAUGGGUCCUAAACGAUACAAAUGGGGAGCUGUGAGGAGGCUCUGGAAACUCAGAUCAUAUGAUGUUGAGGUGAAGUAUCUUCUAAGUCCUAAUCCUGAACACCAUCCAAGAGAUAACACUCGCUGUAGAAUAGGGUGUGAGGUUUGUAGUAAGGAAGAUGAUCAAGAUUGGGAAAGUGAGCAAAAUCAAGAAUGGAAGUCAUUUCACUCUCGCGUUUAUGGGGUGAACUUUUACACUCUUCCCAAUCUGUGUGAGAUAUCCCCAGAGGGGCCGUCACCCUGCUGUCACUUGGGAGAUGGUUUUACAGACCUUGUUAUUAUUAAAGACUGCUCAAGACUUCAAUUAAAAUCACAUAUUCAGCGAAACUUCAAUUACAAAGACCAGUUUGCAUUUGGCUUCAUUGAAACACACCGUGUCAAAGAAUGUCAUAUUCAUGCUUGUGACAAGAGUGGUGUCCCUGUGAGUGGUACAGAUAGUCUCUUGCAUGGUGGUAGCUAUAGAGGAAGGAGGAAUCCAAAGGAGCAACCAGUUGGUGUAUGGAAUGUAGAUGGUGAAGUGCUCAGGCAGGCAUCUCUAUCACUCAGAGUUCACAGACAAAUUGUAACUAUAUUUGGAAGUGGUAUAGAGGAUGUCUCGCAACAAAAGUGUCGCUUCCUGAAAUAACAAAGCAUUGGUAAAAUUUAAAGGAGCUUAUUUCUAGUAUGUAAUUCUUGUAUCGUUCAUAAUGCAUUUGCAUGUGAUGGAUACAGGAUGAACAUCAAGGUCUACUGGAUAGGGAACAAAAUCCCUCUGAACAAAUGGCUAUCCAGCAGACAUUGCUAUUUGUUUAAACCUCACAUGCAACAUUUGUAAAGUUUAUCCUACUAAGUUGAAAGUUAUGUAAGAUUCAAGCAUUGAAAACAUCUUCUGGCCUCUACUAAGUUAAAGGUUAUCUGACAUUAGCCAGAAUUUAGAUUGGAACACCAGACAUUACUUUUCUCAUACCCACGCGAGGAACGUUUCUCAAAAUAUUUAUAUCAGUGUUGGUGUUUUUUAGAAGAUUCUUUCUCCAUUAUCUGUUGGAGUUUUGAUUCUUUUUUAAUAUAAAGUAUAAUUGAACUAUCUCCCUAAAUUUAUAUUAUUUAUGUAUUUAUUUAUUUGUCAAAUGAUUUAAUUAAAUUGCGUUGGCCCCAUAGUGGUGACAAUGGGUGACCAUUUAUCAAAAUUAUCAUUUUCUGAAAAUAAUGUAACGCAAAAUGCCAUUAAGUUUAUUGAGGACUCGUAAUAUGAAGGAAGUAUCGUCCGAAGUAGAUUUUGAUGAAUUUACUACGCGUUUACGAAGUGAACUCCAAUGUACUGUAUUACUGAUCAGCGGUCAGCUAUAGUUGCUGAAAUAUUACCGCGUGGUUUAGGUGUCCACUUUGUAAAGUUUCCACUGUAUGAAUUUAGCAAUAAAACGUCGUGAAAAUAACAUUGAUAAAUUGAAACUCCUUUAACCCCUUAGACAGCAAGUAUAGUGUCGCCCAUUAAUUAUGACCCUGAGUGCAACUAGAGUCGAUUAGUUGGGAACAAAUACGUUCCGCGAUACAAGCCCCAGUGUUUAUAUCGCUGGAUUGCUUGUUGCGGAUAGCUGUAGUAUUACAAAUGGUUUGUAAACGGUACAUGGUCUUACUGACAUGAUUGUGGAUACAAAACUAGAUUCCAGUUUGGAAGGAAAAAAGCAAACUCCGUUUAUACGAACCUACUGCCUGGUAAACAUCGUGUCAUGUGCAUUCUAACAUUUUCAAGACUAUUCAGUUCACUAAUUCAGUGUGGCUUAAGAGAUUUCAAAGACUUUUUUUCUCUCUAAGUGAUCAUCAUUUUUUUUUCAAACAGUUUUUACACUGAAAGGAGCAUCCUAAGGAUUGGAUUAAUAAAUAUAAAUAUAAAUCAAGUAAGAACUUGAAGAAAAGUUAGCCUCGUCUGCAAAAACGUGUAUGAUUGACACACAAACGUAAAGGAAGGUGUGUCGUCAGCAAGGGAACUAAAGGAGAGCAGUUAUUCUAGGACUGUGGGUAACUCACCCUUUGGCAUAUACCUUGUCAGAUAUGGUUUCCUCAAUCUUCCUUCUUCAAGGUAGAAACGUCUGAAACUAGGGUAUAUUAGUCCUAUAUUUGAGGACCUUGCGUCGUGUGUUGACAGCUUUUAAGUUGAAAUUACUGAAUCAGUUACAUCAAAAAAACAUUUGCAGAAAUCGAUAGGCACUCGACGGAUUUCCUCAUCGUUGUUCACGUUAAGGAUACUAGCAUGGUUCAUAUGUGUAAUCAGGGCUGUUUCAGUGGAAUAUUCUUAUCUACUGAGACCGAUUCAAGUUCGUACAUGGCUAAUUAUAUUGGGUGGAAAAUUAAAAAAGACAACUACUAGA